Crotalus tigris (Tiger rattlesnake) is the source of this 3573-nucleotide messenger RNA. RefSeq names its product elastin (gene ELN). Gene Ontology annotation, molecular function: extracellular matrix structural constituent. NCBI's taxonomy places the organism in Eukaryota, Metazoa, Chordata, Lepidosauria, Squamata, Viperidae. The record is from RefSeq and is a predicted model, not a curated record. Bases 80 to 2788 code for a protein of 902 amino acids. The transcript has 32 exons.
UCUUUGGAAGCCACAAUUAAGCAGCACCGCUGGGAUAAAACGCUCGGGCUGCCAGCGGACUAGGGCAUUGCAUCGAGAGAUGGCCAGGCUGCGGACUUCGUUCCUCCUCCCUGGAGUCCUCGUUCUCCUGCUUUCCAGCCUCCCGGUUUCGUGGCAAGGAGGGGUUCCAGGUGCUGGAGCAGGAGUUCCAGGAGUAGGGUAUUACCCAGGAGCAGGUGGCAUCGGAGGCCUAGGGGGACUCGGCGGGACAGGAACUGGCAUUGGAGGCGGUCUUGGAGGAGUAGGUGGCCUAUAUCCAGGAGGUGUCUAUCCUGCUGGAUCUGCAGCUGCAGCCUAUAAAGCCGCCGCUAAAGCUGGACUUGGUGGUCUACUUGGUGGCGGUGGAGGUGGAUUACCUGGAGGUGGCAUAGGCAGACUACCUGGAGGUGGAGUAGGUGGACUACCUGGAGGUGGACUAGGUGGACUACCUGGAGGCGGCAUAGGUGGACUACCUGGAGGUGGAAUAGGCGGUCUACCUGGAGGCGGCAUAGGUGGACUACCUGGAGGUGGUGUGGGUGGAUUACCUGGUGCUGGUACUGGAGCCAAACCUGGGAAAAUCCCUGGUGUUGGAAUUCCAGGAGUCUUCCCUGGAGGUGUACUUCCUGGCACAGGAAUCCGCUAUCCUGGUGUAGGAGUCUUGCCAGGAGUGCCAACUGGAACAGGUGUCAAACAGAAAGUCCCAGGAGCUGGAGCAGGAGCCUUUGCUGGAAUCCCUGGACUUGGAGGAAUUGGAGGUGGACAGCAACCAGGCCUACCUCUGGGUUAUCCCAUCAAGGCACCAAAACUCCCAGGUAGUUACUAUGGUGCUGGCAAGCUGACUUUCGGUGGGGCAGCUGGUGCAUAUGCUGGAGGACUUGGAGGGAAACCUGGCUAUCCAACGGGUACAGGUGUAGGAGCUCAGGCUGCUGCUGCUAAGGCAGCCGCAAAAUAUGGUGCUGGACUUCUGCCUGGAGCAGGCACCAUCCCUGGAGUUGGGACCCUUGGUGGAGGAGGGUUGUUGCCUGGUGCUGGUGGUGUUCCAGGAGGAAUAGGUGCCGGUGGACCAGCGGUAGCAGCAGGCAUAGCUGCCAAAGUAGCUGCUAAAGCAGCAGCUUAUGGUGGCAGACCUGUCCCUGGAGCUGGAGUGGGUGGUAUCGGCGUUGGUCUUCCAGGAGUCCCUGGAACUGGAGUGGGUGGUAUCGGCGGUCUUCCAGGAGUUCCUGGAAUUGGAGUUGGUGGUCUUCCUGGUAUUGGUGGACUUCCAGGACUUGCACCUGGAGUUGGAGUAGGCCCAGGAGGAGUUGGUGUGGGAGGAGUGAGUCCAGCAUUAGCAGCAGCUGCUGCCGCUAAAGCAGCAAAAUACGGACGGGUUCCAGGUGGCGUUGGCCCUGGUGGCGUCAUCCCUGGUGGCGUUGGCCCUGGUGGCAUCAUCCCUGGCGGCGUUGGCCCUGGUGGUGUCAUCCCUGGUGGCGUCAUCCCUGGUGGUGUUGGCCCUGGUGGUGUCAUCCCUGGUGGUGUUGGCCCUGGUGGUGUCGGCCCUGGUGGCGUUGGCCCUGGUGGCGUCAUCACUGGUGGCACUGGCAUCCCAGGAGUUGGAGCAGCAGCGGCAGCGGCAGCAGCUAAGGCAGCAGCAAAAGCAGCAGCAUAUGGAACUGGAGUUGUCCCUGGCGGAGUUAGACCUGGUGGAGUCGUGCCUGGUGGGGUCGUGCCUGGUGGGGUCGUGCCUGGCGGAGUUGUACCUGGCGGAGUUGUGCCUGGUGGGCUCGUGCCUGGCGGAGUUGUGCCUGGUGGCGUUGUGCCCGGCGGAGUUGUGCCCGGCGGAGUUGUACCUGGUGGACUGGGACCUGGUGGAGUGGGACCUGGUGGAGUGGGACUAGUUCCGGGAAGUUCUGCAGCUGCUCUAAAAGCAGCUGCCAAAGCAGCAAAAUAUGCAGGAGCUGGUGGAGCAAGAGGACUUGUGCCUGGAAGAGGGGUUGGCGGCCUAGUUCCUGGUGCUGGUGGUGUUGGAGGCCUGGUUCCUGGUGCUGGUGGUGUUGGAGGCCUGGUUCCUGGUGCUGGUGGUGUUGGAGGCCUGGUUCCUGGUGCUGGUGGUUUUGGAGGUCUGGUUCCUGGUGCUGGUGGUGUUGGCGGCCUGGUUCCUGGUGCUGGUGGUGUUGGAGGCCUGGUUCCUGGUGCUGGUGGUGGACUUGUGCCUGGCAUUGGAGGAAUCCCAGGAGCUGGAACUGCUGCAGCAGCGAAAGCAGCCGCCAAAGCAGCCAAAUAUGGUUUCGUGCCAGGAGGUGGCGUCCUUCCUGGAGGUGGCGUCCUUCCUGGAGGUGGUGUCCUUCCUGGAGGUGGCGUCCUUCCUGGAGGUGGCGUUAUACCUGGAGGUGGUGUCCUUCCUGGAGGUGGCGUUAUACCUGGAGGUGGCGUCCUUCCUGGAGGUGGUGUCAUACCUGGAGGUGGCGUCAUACCUGGGGGCAGACUUCCUGGUGCAGGCAUUCCCAUAAUUGGAGGACAAACAGGAGUCAAACCACCUAAAUACGGUAUCCCAGGUACUGGAUUGGGUGGAACUGGCGUGGCAGGCAUUGGAGGAGGAUUCGGAGUCCCCGGACUGGGAGGAACCGGUUAUGGAGGUGGUGCCGGAACCGGAGCAACUGGCCCUGGCUUUGGAUUAUCUCCUAUUUACCCAGGUGGAGUUGUACCUGGUUAUGGAGGUAAACCUCCCAAGCCCUAUGGAGUCCUGGGGGCACUUGGCUACAAAAGAGGAGUCGGCCGGAAGAGGAAGUAGCCCAGACAGCCUACCAUUCACCUCAUGAACUUUGGUGCUACUGCCUGGUCUCGAAUGUACCCCCCCACCCCCGAGAAAAGCAGAGAUUCCACCACCGCUGCUGCCAACACAGCCCCAUGCCUUGCCACCCCCGGCUGGCCCCCCCUCCCUCUCACUGGUGCUACAACCAUCCCACAGGGAGCGUCCCUGCCUUCAGCUCCCUGGGGCCCUUUGGUGCUGCAGCCUAGGAGGGCUGCUUUCAGAGGGGGCAGCCUGAGCACUUUAACCCACUCCUGAGCCCCGCGCCCACAAGUGGGGGGACAGGAGCCGUCGGCCAGCUGGCCUGCUUCUUUCCUGGUCUAUCUCUGCUGGCUCCUCUUUGGAUCUAAGUGUGUGGGGGGGACGCCCCUAGUUUUGCCAUGAGCCCCUUGCCAGGCCAUUCUUCCCUUCCCCCUGAACACACUGCCUCCGUUUGGAGGGGAGCAGCUCAGGCCAAGCUGUCAGUGCCAAUGGGAUUAGCCUUAAUCCUGGAGCUUCUGCUGGCUGCCAGGCCUGGGUGGAUUAGCACGGCCAGGCCACAGGAUCCAUACCAUACCUAACGUGGGCGCCAGCAUGACAUCGUCCAGCUCCCAAUGAACGGGCUGGCCAGGGACCCCUGUACAUGACCAGCCAACCUGCUCCACAUCUUCAUGUUUAAUCACUUUGAUGUAACUGGGAUGGGACACUUUUUAUAAAGAAGAACAGUAACUGCUUUCCAAAAAAUAAAAUAAAUAAAACCUGACUAAUAAAUAAUGUUUUAAAGGUAA